Messenger RNA from Micropterus salmoides (largemouth bass), 3992 nucleotides. It is a transcript of the gene ppp1r14bb, whose product is annotated as protein phosphatase 1, regulatory (inhibitor) subunit 14Bb. The transcript is spliced from 4 exons. Gene Ontology annotation, molecular function: protein serine/threonine phosphatase inhibitor activity. Gene Ontology annotation, cellular component: cytoplasm. The record is from RefSeq and is a predicted model, not a curated record. NCBI's taxonomy places the organism in Eukaryota, Metazoa, Chordata, Actinopteri, Centrarchiformes, Centrarchidae. Gene Ontology annotation, biological process: regulation of phosphorylation; innate immune response. The coding region runs from base 521 to 907 and encodes 128 amino acids.
AAAACCAUUUGAUCUUCUUUCUUUUUUUUCCCCCAGUCGCGCUACGUCGGAUGCGCUCGGGUCCAGCCUGAGAGCGCGCACGCACCUCUCGUGGGGACUGAGGGAAAGAGAGAGAGAGACGUGUGAUUUCUCUUUGUAGUGAAUGAAGAGUUGAGGCCGGCUCCGUUACUGCUGCCGUCUCUUUUUAUAUAAGCAGAGUUUGCAUGCUGUAAAUAGCAAAUUAAGCCGGUUUACACUUUACGUUUCACCAUACCCGUCGGCACCUUUUGUUUUGUGGAAGCGACCGGCCACUGCCAAUGUCCCUUUGAGCGAUUUUGGACAACAAAAGCAUCAGGUCCAGCGUUGUUUUUUCUUCGGGGGAUUUCAAGUCACACGUUUAUCAGUCGGGGUUUCUCAGUGCGGAAAAGCGAACAGCCGCACGUCCACAUACCGCUUCACCUCCUCUCCGUCGCCCCUUUCACACUUCCACACCUCCGGGGGCGAUUUUUAUUUCUUCUUCUGCUCCCCAACUCGAGCGACCAUGGCUGCUGUAACAAGCCCGGAGACGAGCCCUCAACCCCGGGUAUAUUUCCAGACGCCGGCCGGCACCACGGAGGAACCGGAGACACCCGUUCGGAAGCAGGGACGCGUGACCGUCAAAUACGACCGUAAGGAGCUGAGGAAGAGACUGAACCUGGAGGAGUGGAUUAUCGACCAGCUAACGGACCUCUACGACUGUGAGGAGGAGGCCAUCCCAGAGCUGGAGAUAGAUGUGGAUGAGCUGCUGGAUAUGCCCAGUGACGUUGAGCGGGCAGCCAGGGUCAAGGACUUGCUGGUUGACUGUUAUAAACCUACUGAGGACUUUGUCUCAGAGCUGCUUGACAAGAUCCGAGGGAUGCAGAAGCUCUCCACGCCUCAGAAGAAAUGAUGGCGUCCCUCGUCCUCCCUUACAUCCCCCCCUCCACCUCAGCCCUCACUUCUCGUCUUCCUACCACACUUUCUAUCCUUUUAUUUUGAUGUCUGUUUUCUUCCAUUGAGGAUCUUCAUGAAAAACUGAACCUUGUUUCCACUCAUCGUUAGGCCCUCUGUCCUAAACUCCUUUCUUUUUAUCUCUUUCUCUUCUCUUUUCUCGUUGCCUGGAUCCAGUCCCAUAAGUCACUUUUUAUUUUUCAUUUUGUUUGCCCUUCCCUUGUUUAGUUUUUUUUUAAAACUUCCUUCUUAAAAACUAUCAGCAAAGAAGCAAAAGGAAAGGAAAGAACGCAUAAUAACCAGAUUCAUCACUCUCAAUCCAGGCACUCUCCUUCCUUUUCAUUUUCACCCCUGCUUCUCCUUCACCCUUUGUUUGGCUUUACUCCUCUACCUCACCCACCUCUUCUUGCUCCCACUUUCCCUCAUACCACCCUCCAUCUGUCCGAGGAGAAGAGGAGCUGAGAUGAGUUGAGCCCCGUAAUUAAAGAGAUCGGAGCGGCCGAGAGUGGGAAGAGGACCAAGAGAAAGCGUCUGCAACAGCCAAGGAGAGAGUGGAAGGGUGAACGAUGAAGGAGGAAGAAGCAGCCAAUCAGCUUGAAGCAGGGCCUAAUCAGUGCUUUUGUCUCUACCAAUGAGAUUCCUUGUUUUGUUUAAACUUGAUCCAGCUACCAACCAUGAUUCUUUUGAUAUUUUCUAGUUUGUUUCUCAGUUUGAGGGCAUGGAGAUAUUCACUUGACUUUAGUUUUUUUUUAAUUUAAAACUUAUUUGGGGGUCCGUACAAUCUUUUCAGAUGCAUCCCCACCCCCCUUAAUCAGAGGCAUUUGCUACAGUGGUGCAUUUAAAGACUGACUUUUUUUGUGCGUGUGUAUCUGUUGAAAAAUCUGCGCUAUGUCAUUUUGGGAAGAAAAUCUGAACCUCUGACCACAAAGAAUACAUAUGGUCUAUCUUUAGUACGACAAAGAGGAAAAUUUCAUCCCUGGAAAUAGUGGUUGAAGCUUAAAAAAGUCACUGGUUGGUUGGGGUGGUCAAACGGUCCAACUAAUUUUAGAAUAAAAUUCCUCCCCUGAGGCCAGAGUAGACGGAUGCUCUCCUACGUCGGGUGUGCUUGAAUAGAAUUCAAAUUCAUGAAAAAAAAGAGAGAUGUUUUUCUAUCUUUAAAUGCGUGGUGCAGUCAUAAAAGAGGCUCUUUAGAAGCCACUGCUGUCCAGCCUGCACAUACUUAUGUACGUCUGUGUGUUGCUAAAUGCUACGUGUGUAUGUUGCUACAUAAUGUACAGCAACUUUCAUAAUAGGAGUGUUUUUCUGGCCUGUAUAUUCUGCUGUUCUGUACGACAAAUUAGAUUUUUAGUAUAGGACUGGUUCCUGUUUUGGGGUUUUAGAGUUAAAUUUUUUUUUCUGGAUGCAUUUUGUCCCACACACACUGACAGUCCGACUGGGGGGACCCAGAACAAAGCUGCCUUGUUUUUUUUAUCAUCCCCCCUCUCUCUCUGUCUGUUUCUCACAGUCUCUUCCUUUUAUCUUAGGAAUGAUUUAGUCCACCACAUUGUUUGUGUUUGGCAGCCAUCAGUUCGGAGCUGUCACAUGUACAUGGAAACUCUGAAAAUGUCCUUGCUCCACAUUGGUGUAGAAACUUUGUACUGUCCUCUGCCUGUCAGUAGACCCACCAAUGGGAUGUCUGAAUGGGAGGGAUGGAGGGAGGGAGGCCACUAUUUUAAACUGACGCUGUCUAAAUGCAUUCACUCUCCUUUUUUUUUUUCUAUCCUUUCUCUCAUACACACACAGGCCACCCUUGGGGCGGAGGGAACGGAAACACAGCUGCCUCUCACACAGAUGUGCACACACAUACACACACACAUACACACCAAGCACUGGGAGAGAAAGGGAGAGAGAAAGGCCGGUCUGUAGCUGUCACAAGAUCUGCGUGUUUCCCCCACUGCAGCUGCCAAUCACCUCCAAGAAUAAGCCAUCUGUUUCUAAACCUGAGCCAAUCAGAUGAAAGACCUAAGCCCAUCGGCCAAUUGGAGACACAGUAACGUUUGCCGUGAUGGCCAAUUGUGAACACCUGCGGUGACAGCAGACCUCCACUGUCUGUUGCUUUCUCUCUCAACACACACACACACACACACACACACACACACACCGGCCCAUUUUCAUUUUGCUGCUCUGUCAUUUCUCCCUGGCAUCCCCUCUCUCCCCCUCCUCCCACCCACUUUCAUCCUUCUGUCCACCAUCCAUCUAUCCUUUCUUGAGUUUCCUUUCCUUUUUUAAAGAAAACAGAUGUUGCCUUAGGUAUUAUUUAUGUUACACAAACCAAAUAAACGGGAGACAUUCAUUUUUAAAAAGGUAACGCAAACUGCUAAAAAGGUGUGUUACUGAGCAGAACUGCGGCACAGGAGAAUCUCUGCUCUUCAGUCGCUCCUUUUCUUCUUUUAUUUUUGAAAAACAAAAUGAGAUUCUGUUGUUUUUUUAGAAGUGAGUGUUUAAUACUUAGGCCUUGAUACAGUGAUUUUGUUUAGAUAAAACAAUGUUCUUUACAUUUACCAUUUGAAUACUGGUCUGUUUUUAUUGUGAUCAUGACACUUCUUGAUGCCGGGCCUUGGAUUAACAUGUAGUUGAACAUAAGUCCAUUCAGAUACAUUUUGGUGCGAUUGCUUUUGCCUUCCUGGUGAGGUUUCCAAAUCAAGCUCGGUCUGCAUUUUUGCGAGACAUGAAUGGUGGGAUUGUACCAGGCAAGCUCAAUCAGUAGCUGAAUUUGAGUGGAUUUUCAUUUCUAAAUCCAGGUUUGGAUUAUACCUUCUUAGACUGUUAUUGAGAAGUCUUUUUUUAUUGUUGGGGAAAAAUUGCAAAAAAAUAUAUAUAUAGUGAUUAUUAUCAUUGAGGCUAAAUACAAGCGCUAAAACAUGCGGACUACAGGACUGGAGGUGUUUUUAGGACAAUUAUUAGAUCAAACAAACAAACAAAUGUAGCAAUAUCAACAACAGGUCUUGUUUUUGCCCAAUUUUGUUACACUUUUAUGCAACUUUAAUAAAAACAUGUAAAAUGGA